AUGCAGCGUUCUUCCCAAAAUGAAAGAAUUAAAUCAGUGAAUCUGUUGGCUCAUAUUGCCCCAGAACGGAGACGUCUGAAAACUGCAAGUAAUAACCAGCCAUCACCAGCCCCUGUUAGUGAAGAAACAAGACCAAAAAUGGUACAGGACACCAAGAAGAUUGAGACUGGCAUUUUAGUUGAUCUAUGUAAUAGUGAAGUUGCGGGAGCCGAGGAGCUUUAUGACUCGCCAGUGCUGGGUUCACCUCGUGCAGCUAAUGCGCCUUUGAGAUCAUCUCCUGUGCACGUUCCCGAAGAUAUCGGAGUUGGUUCUUUAGUGGAGGUCGCCACUGACGUUGAUCAGCAUUAUUACGGAGUCGUUAGAUGGAUUGGAGUCAUUGACGACACGGCUACAGCAGGCGUGGAACUAGAGGAGAGUGUAUGCGGGCUGGGUGAUGGUAGCCGUGGAGGCACACGCCUUUUUUCAUGCGCCUCGGGGCGUGCACUGUUCGUGCCGCUACCGCUGUGCCGUCGAGACGCACGCUUCCGGGACACACCGCCACCCGACCGCGCUGAUUUGCACGACGGCGAACACUUUGAUCAGCCAGAAUGUCCCGUAGUCCCAGGAGUUGUAGCGCCACUGAGCUCGCUGGGUGAGCUGGCCGGUAAAAACCGCGGCAUUCAAGGACAUCACAAUUCUUGCUACCUCGACGCAACGCUCUUUGCUAUGUUCACAUUUACCAGCGUUUUUGACGCUCUAUUAUACCGUCCACCAGAACCAGAGGAUUCUCCACACUAUUCAGAAGUGCAGCGUGUUCUGCGGGAGGAAAUAGUGAAUCCAUUGCGUAGGCAUGGUUAUGUACGCGCUGACAGGGUCAUGAAGUUGCGUACGUUACUUGAGCGACUGUCCGAUGUGCCCGGACUCACGUCAGAGGAAAAGGACCCAGAAGAAUUUUUAAACGGUUUAGUAGCGCAACUUUUAAGAGCCGAGCCAUUUCUUAAAUUAUCUUCGGGACAAGAAGCUUACUGCUACCAAUUGUUCGUAGAGAAAGAUGAGCAUGUCUCUUUACCCAGUGUGCAACAACUUCUAGAACAAUCCUUCACCACAUCUGGUGUCAAACUUAGUGAGGUGCCUGCAGCGUUUAUCAUUCAAAUGCCACGAUUCGGAAAACAAUACAAAUUGUAUCAGAGAGUUUUGCCAUCUCCGCUACUUGAUGUUACAGAUCUAAUCGAAGGCUUGCCACGUCAGUGCACGGUGUGCGGGAGCUUGGCGCGCUGGGAGUGUAGCGAUUGCGGCGGCGCCACGCUAGAAGCGGGCGCACUCUGCAACAACUGCCUUCGGCUCGCGCACGCCACCAGGCCGCACCACAAGGCGGUUCCUCUGACAGUGUGUGAAGAGUUCGUGAACAUACUAGAGUCUUGUCCCGUGCCGCGCGUUUAUAUGGAGUUGUUCGCAGUGCUCUGCAUCGAAACCAGUCAUUACGUCGCUUUCGUCAAAGCGGGAGUCGGACAUGAUGCGCCGUGGUGCUUCUUUGAUUCUAUGGCUGAUAGAAAAGGCGAGCGCAACGGGUACAAUAUCCCGGAGAUCGUGUGCAUCCCGGGGCUGGGCGCGUGGCUGGGCGAGGAGGGGGGGCGCUGCGCGGGCGCUGCGCCGGCGCACGCCAAGCGCCUGCUCGCCGACGCCUACAUGUGCUUCUACCGCAGCCCCGACGUCGCCAUGUAUCGAUAG
Arctia plantaginis is the source of this 1707-nucleotide messenger RNA. NCBI's taxonomy places the organism in Eukaryota, Metazoa, Arthropoda, Insecta, Lepidoptera, Erebidae. The record is from the annotation of a GenBank genome assembly.